This is a messenger RNA of Homalodisca vitripennis (glassy-winged sharpshooter), 544 nucleotides long. RefSeq lists its product as uncharacterized. Lineage: Eukaryota; Metazoa; Arthropoda; Insecta; Hemiptera; Cicadellidae. The coding region runs from base 1 to 465 and encodes 154 amino acids. The transcript has 4 exons. The record is from RefSeq and is a predicted model, not a curated record.
AUGAGUGUACAAGAAGAUAAAACAUCGAUUACGAUCAGCAACGCAAGGCUGGUCAGCUCUCGCGGCGGAAGCUGUGUACAGGACGGUAAAGUCAACAGGUGUUGUGUCGAACGAGGAGAGACAGCCACGUUCCAGGGAGUCCUCAAUGUCGACGGUGGAGAAUACUCCCAUCUGGGGAUAGAAUCGCUCGUAGUUACGCUGGAAUGGACGAAAGAAAAGCUCGGAAAAGUGGUCACCAAAGCCCAGACUUGUCAGAAGGUGGGAGGAGACGUGGUCAUCAAGGGGGAGUGCGCAGUCACUGUUAUGGCGGAAGGAAGCUACAAGAUAGUUCCGUUUCCGGUCAAGAUUCCAAAGCUUCAUCAUCCUAUAAAAACUAACUUCAGGGCAUUGGCGUCAGCGAAGUGGUCCGACGGGUCCACCACUAAGGAAAUGGAAAUUGGUAGAUGUGAAGUCGACAUAAACUAAAAAUAUUAAAUAUGGAAGUGUAUAAUAUGCGAAGAUACUUAUACAUAAAAUUGCAUAUUUAAACAAAUGCAUAAAGAAU